CAACAGUUCUGUGCAACGGCAAAAACUCUGUGCAAAAAAAAAAGUUAUUGCAAUUUCGGUCGGGAGAAGUUGACAGCAGGCGAGGAACAGAGGAACUUACCAACUAAAAGAAGCGGAUUGGAACACUUCUGCUGGAAACUAAAAGGAUAAUAAGGAAGCAAGGGAAGGGGAAAAAAAGGACAAAGAGCGAAGGAUACUGCUCUAUUUGUUGGAUUUGAGCAUACUCUUGGAUUUCUCCCCUUCCUCCUCCUGGGCUGACAGCAAAGGAGGAGGCCGAUCAGCAGGGAUGAAGUACAGCUAUGUACCAGUGUCAUCGUACACACGCAGUUCACAGUACACACCGACAUACCACACACCCACCUUAUACAGCCCUUCGCAUUACACACCAACGCACUACACACCCACAUACUCCUCCAUAACAAAGUACACCCCAACGCAGUACAGCUCAGCACAUUACACGCCGUCACCUUACACAUCCACUUACAAGCCCACAUCCACAUACGUCCCUUCAUACAGCAAAGGAUCCCGGUACAGCUCAACACAGCGCACACAAGCAAAGGAAAAACCUGCACCUGUGAUACCUGUCGCACCUGCAAAGAGGACUGUGCACUUCCCCAAUGACAUCAUCUUCCAGGAUAUCGUCAGACGAGGGGAUAUGGAGCAAAUCGGUCGCUUCAUGAGGGCAAGGAAAGUUCGUGUGGAUACUAUCUUCCACUCGGGUAUGGCAGCAGUACAUGAAGCCGUGCUAACAGGCAACCUGGAGGUGGUGAAGCUGCUGGUGAAAUAUGGCGCCGAUGUUCACCAGAGGGACGAAGACGGCUGGACGCCACUUCACAUGGCCUGCAGUGACGGCUACCCUGAAAUCGCUAGUUACCUGCUCAAGAUGGGAGCCAGCACAGAGGUCGAGAACGAAAGUGGAGAGAAGCCCUCUGACCUCAUCGACCCCGACAGCCAAGAGCUGCUCAAACUGUUUGAAGUCGGCUGUGUUUGAAUCAGGCACCAAACUGAUCAGAGACAGAACAGAAGAAAGACAUAUGAGCAGUCACUUGACAAAGAAAAUAAAAAACGCUAUAAUAUAUCACUAUAAUUUUUGUAUUAUAGCCUUAUAACAUGUAUUUCUCUUUCAGGUGGUCAUUUCAUUUGAUUGUAUUUUGUGCUUUUGUGUAUUUGUCACACUGUCAGUGCAUAUGCUGCAAAUGUUGAUCUGUGAAUAUCUCCAUUUUCACUCUCAGCUCAUGUAAAAUAAUAACAACUAUUUUGUUUGAUUUGAAUCAUCAUGAGCUCCCAGGUUAAAGUAUUUUGACAGAUAGUAUUAGUGUUGAACGCUUACUUUUUAAGUGGCUGGUUGCACUUUACAGGCUGUAUGUAAUAUACUUUCUAAUCGUUUUACAACACAGAGUUAUUGGUGAGAUGUUUGUGCUUUACUAACAGAGGUACGGAUCCACACUGCUGGGCAGGUCGAGGAUCAGCCAAAAUAAUAACGGAUUCUUCAUCCAUGGUCAAGAAUUAUAAAAAAUAAAAGACACCAAAUGUAUGCUGUGUAAGCACCUCUACUGCCGCUGCCUUUUCUCUACUGUAUUGUUGUUGUUUUCUUUAGUAGAAUGUCAGCAAUGAAAGUCUUAUCAUUUUUCUUCAAUAAUUAUUUUUG
Messenger RNA from Labrus bergylta (ballan wrasse), 1648 nucleotides. It is a transcript of the gene ppp1r27a, whose product is annotated as protein phosphatase 1, regulatory subunit 27a. Gene Ontology annotation, molecular function: phosphatase binding. Lineage: Eukaryota; Metazoa; Chordata; Actinopteri; Labriformes; Labridae. The record is from RefSeq and is a predicted model, not a curated record.